This is a messenger RNA of Clupea harengus (Atlantic herring), 1421 nucleotides long. RefSeq names its product DNA replication and sister chromatid cohesion 1 (gene dscc1). Gene Ontology annotation, cellular component: Ctf18 RFC-like complex; chromosome, centromeric region; chromatin. Gene Ontology annotation, biological process: mitotic sister chromatid cohesion; maintenance of mitotic sister chromatid cohesion. The record is from RefSeq and is a predicted model, not a curated record. Lineage: Eukaryota; Metazoa; Chordata; Actinopteri; Clupeiformes; Clupeidae.
AUGUCGGUCAUUGGCUGGUGACACAGUCACUCCAAGUCGCUGGAAUUUCCGGUAAAUAUUGCGGGAAAACUCAAGUGUGACAAGAAGUACGGUAUACAAGCGCAAUCGUUUUGUUAUCAAGUGCGCAAUUUACAGUCGUUCAUUCGUAGACGGAAUGAGAACUUUAGAGGAGGUUCAGGCAACGCUUGAGAUCGCAAAACUCAAAGAGGAAGAUUUGCAGUCUGUUACACAUUGCUUGUCUUUUGGAGAAAAUGUGUCGUCUGGGGACUACUGCCUCAUGGAACUGGACGAAACGCUUUGUAAACACAUUGAAGCUGGGAAGAGCCUUGUCAUCAGAGGGGACAAAGAUGAGCAUACGAUUCUAUGCAGUGAAGACAAAACAUACGACCUCAAGAUAGCAGACACAUCCAACCUGCUUCUGUUUCUACCGGGAUGUAAGACUCCGGAUCAGACGAAGGAAGCGUCAACGGAUACUCAGCUUGUCCAUGCUGAGAUAUGGGGGUUCUCCAACUGCUACUGGGAGCUGAAGCAGCAGCGACCAAAGCUGAAGAAGUUGAAGAAACUUCUAAUGGAACGCCCGUAUGAGGGCCCAACUCUGCGCACAGAGGAAGCCCCUGAACAAAUGUUCUCCACAGCUGACCUCCUUGAAACGAUCCAAGCAAGUAAAGAGGAGCUUGUUUCCCAUCUUCAACAAAUUGACGCUUGUGAGAUAGAUGGCUUCUGGAGAAUUUUGGAUUUUGAUUAUGAGAUGAAGCUGUUGGGCCAUGUAACUCAGCUAGUGGACUCUGAGUCUUGGUCAUUCAGUGAAGUUCCUCUGACUAUUUGUCUUCAGGAACUUGUUGGUCUGGAGCCAAAAGAAAUGAUAGAGCAUUGCUUGAACUGUUACGGAAGGCGGUACACAGCAGAAGAUGGUGAGGUGCGUUUUUCUCUGGAUGAGGAUAAGAUCUGCCGGGCCACAGCCCAGCUGCUCUUGCAGAACGCGGUGAAGUUCCACUUGAGGGAGUUCCAGGAGAUCUGGCAGCAGAGCGUUCCUGAGGGGAUAAGCACAAAGCUGGACCAGCUCAAGGGUUUGGCACUGGUAGACCGCAGCACGAGACCGGAAACUAUAUCUCUUUUGAGGGUGGAGGACCUACCAGAGGACACCCUGGAGCGCUUCAACUGCCUCUUCAGUAUGAGAGAGAAGUGGACUGAGAAUGACAUUGCCCCCUACAUUCAGGAUCUAUGUGGUGAAAAGCAGACAACUGGAGCCCUUCUGACAAAAUUUGCACGUUGUUCAAUGCAAAAUGGCUCCAAAGUGUACAACUCUAGAAGACCUGUGGCAACCUGAAGUGGGAAGAAUGCCUGUUCACCACCUCACCAAGAAGAUACAUUUUACAUUUUGUAUCGCCUUUAUGUAUAUUAUCGGUUAUGUAUAUUAUCUG